AUCAAGCCUCAAUCAAUCACAGCGAGCGAACCAAGAAACGAAGUCCCGAAACUUUUAUUUCUCCUCGUCGUCCAACUGAAUCGGUAGCUCAAUUCGCUCCCCGCUUCAAACCGCCGCUUCCCUGAAAAAUUCGCCGGUUUUUUCGCGGCUCAGGCAGAGUCGAGUAUAAUCUUCCCAAUGGAAAACCAAACCUCUUUUUCAUAUGGAAGAAGUAGCAACGACAGCAACAACGAAGCUGGAGAUUUCGAAUGCAACAUUUGCUUAGAAUUAGCUCAAGACCCAAUCGUCACCCUUUGUGGACAUCUUUUCUGCUGGCCAUGUCUUUACCAAUGGCUCCAUGUCCAUGCCCAUUCAUGGGAUUGUCCUGUUUGCAAAGCCAUUAUUGAAGAAGAGAAGCUAGUCCCUCUCUAUGGCCGAGGGAAAACCUCCACUGAUCCUCGCUUUAAAACAAUGCCAGGUGUGAACAUCCCACAUCGACCUGCUGGCCCUAGACCCGCUAAUGUUCCUCGUCCCCCUGAAUCUAACCAUAACCAUAACCAUAACCAUAACCAUUUUCCUCAUAUGAAUCCUUGGUUCAUGGGUGGAGCUCCAGCGGCUAAUACAAGAUUUGGGAAUUUUACAUUCUCUGCCGCUAUUGGCGGUUUGUUUCCAUUGUUAAACUUUCAGGUUCAUGGGUUUCCUGACACUGCACAUAGUUAUGGACCAGCUGCCGGGUAUCCCUACGGGUAUGCACAUUCAUUCCAUGGACAUCAUGCUCAUGGUCUUCAUCGACACAUGCAUCAUGGACAUGGGCAGCAACUGGAUAAUUAUCUGAAGGCGCUGCUUAUUAUGAUCGGUGUGCUUGUUAUCGCUGCUCUUAUUUGGGUUUAAUAGAACAUAUGACACUUGUUUUUUUGGAUAGGGGGAUUCUCCUUUUUUUUCAUCUUGUGUGGUGUUGUAAGCUUCCUCAAGCUAUGGUUUGAAUUAGCAGUUAAUAUAUUGUUAAUAUAUUAUCUUAUUAUUAUAA
Messenger RNA from Asparagus officinalis (garden asparagus), 1006 nucleotides. RefSeq names its product RING finger protein 5-like. Gene Ontology annotation, molecular function: ubiquitin protein ligase activity; ubiquitin-like protein conjugating enzyme binding. The record is from RefSeq and is a predicted model, not a curated record. NCBI's taxonomy places the organism in Eukaryota, Viridiplantae, Streptophyta, Magnoliopsida, Asparagales, Asparagaceae. Gene Ontology annotation, cellular component: endoplasmic reticulum. The transcript has 2 exons. Gene Ontology annotation, biological process: ubiquitin-dependent protein catabolic process. The coding region runs from base 178 to 870 and encodes 230 amino acids.